UUCGGUCCUCCGCGGCAGAGGGCUGCUCCGGUGACCCUUCCCAGCCGGAGACUCCCCUCCCGCGGGGGCGCCGCGCAAACUCCCUCCCUCGCUCCCUCGCCGGGUCUGUGCCGGCCCUUGCCCGGCGGUGGUGCCUUUGUGCUGCCUGAGCCAGGCGGGCGAGUGCGUGGGGUGGGGAGCGCUCCCUCCCUCUUUCCCGGCGCUGCUGCCCUUCCGGGGAGGGGUGCCGGGCGAGCAGGCAGGCGGGAGCGAGCGAGCGCCAGCGGCCUUUUGUCAUUCGGCGCACGCCGCAGACUCGUCCCCGCUCGCUCGCUCGCUCACUCCGGAGCUGCGCCUAGGUGCGGCGGCGCAGUCCAGCCGCCGGGGAGGGGCGGCCUCGGGUCGCCACCGGCGCCCCUCUUCUCGCGGUCCUCUCCAGCCGCCAUCGGAGGGAGCGCCGCGGCGCCCCGGGCAUGGGCAUCUCGUCGCGGCAGUAGCCGGCCAGAGCAGGGCGCGACGUGGCCCGGGCAGCAGCCUCCGGCCAUGGAAGUGGGCAAGAUGACCGUCAGUAUCAACAAGGCCAUUAAUGCUCAGGAAGUUGCUGUCAAAGAGAAACAUGCCAGAACCUGCAUCCUGGGGACGCACCAUGAGAAAGGGGCCCACACCUUCUGGUUGGCCGUGAACCGCUUGCCCCUCUCCAGCAAUGCCGUCCUCUGCUGGAAAUUUUGCCAUGUCUUCCACAAGCUCCUCCGUGAUGGGCAUCCAAACGUGUUGAAGGACUCCAUGAGGUACAAGAACGAGCUCAGCGACAUGAGCCGCAUGUGGGGCCACCUGGGUGAGGGCUUCGGGCAGCUGUGCAGCAUCUACCUCAAACUGCUCAGAACCAAAAUGGAGUUCCACACAAAAAACCCCCGCUUCCCGGGAAACCUCCAGAUGUCAGACCGGCAGCUUGACGAGACGGGAGAGAAUGACGUGAAUAACUUUUUCCAACUCACUGUGGAGAUGUUUGAUUACCUGGAGUGUGAACUGAACCUCUUUCAGACAGUGUUCAGUUCCUUGGACAUGUCUCGUUCUGUGUCUGUCACGGCUCCUGGGCAGUGCCGCCUGGCCCCGCUGAUCCAGGUCAUUCUAGACUGCAGCCACCUCUAUGACUAUACAGUGAAACUUCUCUUCAAGCUCCACUCCUGUCUCCCAGCUGACACACUCCAAGGCCACAGGGACCGGUUCCUGGAGCAAUUCAGGAAGCUGAAGGAUCUGUUCUAUCGCUCCAGCAACCUUCAGUAUUUCAAGCGGCUUAUUCAGAUCCCACAGCUGCCUGAGAAUCCCCCCAAUUUCCUGCGGGCCUCAGCACUUUCUGAGCACAUCAGCCCUGUGGUUGUCAUCCCAGUGGAAGCCUCUUCCCCUGACAGCGAGCCCAUCACGGACCUCGUAGAGAUGGAAACAUCUUCACAGCAGAGUCUAUUUGACAAUAAGUUUGAUGACCUUUUUGGCAGUUCGUUCAGCAACGAUCCAUUCAACUUUAACAGCCAGAAUGGGAUGACCAAGGAUGACAAGGACCGGCUAAUUGAGCAGCUGCACAGGGAGAUUAGCACCCUCAAGGAGGAGCUGAAGAACUUCAAGGCUGAGAGCCAUCGCCUCAUGAUGCAGCUGAAGGGGCGCGUCAGUGAGCUGGAGGCAGAACUGGCGGAGCAGCAGCACCUGAAGCAGCAGGCCCUGGACGAGAGCGACUUUCUGCGCACAGAACUGGACGAGCUGAAGAAGCGGCACGAGGACACGGAGAAAGCCCAGCGCAGCCUGACGGAGAUAGAGAGGAAAGCACAAGCAACAGAGCAGCGAUACACAAAGCUAAAGGAAAAGCACAGUGAGCUGGUGCAGAACCAUGCAGACCUCCUGCGCAAGCAUGCUGAGGUCACCAAGCAGGUGACGGUGGCAAGACAAGUCCAGAGUGAUGCAGAACGGGACAGGAAAGAGCUGGAAGACUCCUUCCAGCGGCUGGGCGAGCAGGCUCAGUGGAAGACUCAGGAGCAGGUGGAAGUCUUGGAGGCCUUGCGGAGGGAGCUCGUUGCCAGCAAAGAGGAACUUCAGGCCCUCCAAAGCACGGUUGAGUCCAGUGCACGGUCUGAAGCAGAGGCCCACAGUCAGUUGGCCAGCCUGCAGCUGGAGACAAGCACCCUCACAGAGACAGUGGCCCAGCGUGACCAGCGGGUGGCCGCUUUGCAGGCCGAAAUGCAGCAGCUGAAGACCACCCUGGAGAGAGGGAAGGAGGACAGCAGCAAAGUGGUGGAGGAGCUGCAGAGACGCCUGGGGGAAAGGGAGAGGAGCACGCAGUCCCUCCGGCAGCAGCACCUGGACAAGCAGUUUGCCCUGCUUCAGUGUGCCGUGAGGGAGGCUGAGCAGAUGGUGCAGGAUGCCCUGAACCGACUCGAGGACCCCACUCACAGCAGCUGCACAAGCUCGGCAGAUUACCUUCUGUCCAGGACCCUUGCGGCUUCCGAGUGCGUGCAGCGGCUGCAGGAGGCGGGCAGCCAAUACCUUUCUGACCAGUCAGAUGUGAGCAGCGUGUUGUCAUGUGUGACUCUCUUUGGCCACCUGAUUGGGGACACCGUCUUGCAGGCGAGCGCCACAUCACACAUGGCCCCCAUGGAGCCUGCCGACGUGCUGUUGGAGGCCUGCAGGCACUGCGGUGGUGAGUCCUUGCACUACCUGGGGGCCCUGAAGGCCAAAGCCUCUUGGGAAAGUGCUGACAACGCAGCCGUCAGGAACUGCCUGGGGAGAAUCACUGCCAUUGCAGAGGACCUGCUUCCCAAGGGCCUGGACAUCAAGCAGGAGGAACUGGGAGACCUGGUGGACAAGGAGAUGGCGGCCACGGCAGCAGCCAUCGAGACGGCAGCUGCCAGGAUUGAGGAGAUGCUGAGCAAGUCUCGGGCAGGGGACACUGGAGUCAAACUGGAGGUCAAUGAGAGGAUUCUGGCCUCCUGCACAGGCUUAAUGCAGGCCAUCCAGGUCCUGGUUGAGGCUUCCAAGGACCUCCAGCGGGAGAUUGUCGAGAGCGGAAGGGGAGCAGCAUCCCCCAAGGAAUUUUAUGCCAGGAACUCCCGCUGGACAGAGGGGCUGAUUUCUGCCGCCAAAGCUGUAGGCUGGGGAGCAACUGUGAUGGUAGAUGCUGCUGACCUCGUGGUCCAAGGCAAGGGGAAAUUUGAGGAGCUCAUGGUCUGCUCACAUGAAAUUGCAGCAAGCACAGCCCAGCUUGUUGCUGCUUCAAAGGUGAAGGCAGACAAAGGCAGUGCAAACCUCAGCAAGCUUCAGGCAGCCUCCCGGGGCGUCAACCAAGCAACGGCCAGAGUGGUGGCCUCCACCAAGUCAGGGAAGUCGCAAAUUCAGGAGAAAGACACCAUGGACUUCUCUGCCAUCACACUAACGCAGAUCAAGCGCCAAGAAAUGGAUUCCCAGGUGCGAGUCCUGGAGCUGGAGAGCCAGUUGCAGAAGGAGCGCCACCGCCUGGGGGAGCUCCGGAAGAAGCACUACGAACUGGCCGGGGUGGCCGAGGGCUGGGAGGAGGAUGGUGCUGAUCUGGCCCCCUGAAGAGACAGCCAGAGAAGAGGCGCCUUCAGUCGGUGUGACUCCUUCCAAACAUAAACGAUAAACUCGUUUGGAACAUACCGCAAAGCCUGUGCUCACCAUGCAGACGUUCCUCCCUCAGGCCAGCCAGGGCCAGGGCGACCUGCUGGUCAAGAAGGUGGUAGCAAAGACUGGUGGGAGGAGGGGAGCCCCCCCCCAGCAGCAUAGUAGCAACAGCAGCAGCAUCCCAUAAGCAUCACCCCACCAAAGCUACAGGACCCACUCUGCGCUCAUGUGCAUUAUUCCAGCUUUGCAGCCUCUCUGCAAGAGUUCCAUUCCACCUCUUUCCCCCCUGACCCUCCUGAGUUCAUUUCCUUAUUUGCACAACUCUGAGCCGCUGGGCUUGGUUUUUGCCCAAGCCACAGCCCGUGGUGACCUCUCUGCUCACGUGGCUUCUCUUCAUCUGCAUCUCUUGUCCUGGGAGCCAAGAUGGUGGCAGGACCUGCUGAGGUGGUGGCAGUGUGCAUGCACACCCUGUGUGGGUAGGUCUGGAGGAAGAUGGACUUCUGUGCACCCAGACCACCGCAGCAGCAUGGGGCCCCCGUUGUGUGACCUUGCCUGCCCCAUCCUGGCAGCUGCAGCCAUCUCCUCAAAGGCCGUUCAGUGGAUGGCAGGAAACCCUCCCCAGCCUGGGAGCCCCCCCUUUUCUCUGCCUCUGCUGCCCACCCCCGUCUUGCUCCAACAAAGCAGGCCCUUCCCCGCUGCUUCAGAGCAGCCUGCUGUGUGUUGAGCCAGCAAUAAACAGCUGAGAAUCUCACCGGCAAGAAGAGCAUGCAGCUGGCCUCUUGUUGGGCUCUGUUAGGGACUCCACCUGCUGUGUACAGAGCAGACCAGUUGCCCUUUUACCGCUUGGACUCUAUUAGCACAGCAGAAGCUGAGCACAGUGUCUGCCUGCUCUCCUCGGGCCCUGUCUUGGCCCAUCAGAGCCAGGAAUGGCCAGCAGGGCGUAGCAGCUGACUGUCUCGAAGGCAGUCUGGAUCCUCUUGUAGACCUUGCUUCUCUCCCCUGCUGCCUCAGGCGCCUCGUAAUCACUGUGAGCCAUUAGCCAUACAACAAGGGGACCAUCUGGAGAGCAAUCCUGUGCUCUCUCCUGACUCAAGAGCACACAAGCAUAUGUGUGAAUAUAAACACACGCAGCCUAGAUGUAACCUUCCAGUGGGGCAAUCCAGUGUGUGCCUGCUCCUCGCUCCAGGUGGGCAAUCCCUCUGAAGCUGUGCCCCUCCGCCCUGCUACGUCGGGUGAGGCUGUCCUGUGCCUCAUGUUUGCAGACAAGCCAGCCUGAUUCUUCCAAGAAGUUGCCGGGGGGGGGGGCUUCAGGCUACACUCCAAGCAGAGGUGAUACCUAGGGUGCCCUGAAAUGUCUUCUGCAAUGGUUCCACGUUCUGCCAAGGGAUCUGGGGGCUUUGGGAGCUCUGAUAAUGGAGAGGUGGCAUGGGUGUGUGUGCUGGGCCCAGCAUCAGCUUUUGGGUAGAGUGGGGGGGCAGCUUUCACCCUGCCUUUGAAACAGCAGGGAAGCUGGUGAGUCUGGCUUGUGCACUGGGUCACCACAGUGCCCAUGGACCCGGUCCAGACCCCUAUCUUUAGCCUCAGGUCACCCCAGGCCAGCCUGCCUGUGGCACACUGCCUUUGGGGACUAGGGGCACCCCAAGGAAGAGCCAGGGUUUCUCGUUUGCCUUGCAAGUUUUUCCUGCCCCACCAGUUCUUCUCCAGAAAACAUGGCUUAGGCCAUCAGCCUCCUGAAUUUGUGCCUGUUAUGCCCAAGGCCUCCCUGCCACCUGGAGGGAACCAGCCAGCCCCUCUCCUCCCACCGCCAGCUUGAAUGAGGCUGCUCAUCCGCCAGCCUGCCUGCCUCCAAAGAAACAGGAACAGCCUUGUUGCCACAGCACAUGAGGAGGGCUUUCCCCGGCACGGAAAUGCCCCUGCUCAGCCCUUCUGGGACAACAAGCCUUCUGCCCCCAGACUACCUCAGGUUUCUAAGGCGACUGGCCCUGCGUGUUGGGGACAAAAUGGAAGAGGGGCAGGCCAGAGUGACAUCCCAAGAGUGGCAGAAAGACCGUUUUGCCUCACCAGUGAAGUGCUCACUCUCUUCCUUUUUUUUUUAAACUUUUCGUAAAUUGGGGCAGGGGUGGGGAUGGAGCAGACUUCCAUUAGAGCAGCUUCCCCUGCGUGACUAAAAUGGCUCACCACGGGCUGGGGGCCCUCCUGGUCGAUCCAGGCACCAGCUCUCUUUUUCCAACAAAACUUUUAAUUAUUGUAUUAAAUACAAGCUGUUUUUUUCCUUUGUAUAAUAAGUUGAAUGUGUGAUUUCCAUUUUUAAAUAAAUAUUUCAACCCACA
Messenger RNA from Rhineura floridana, 5933 nucleotides. RefSeq names its product huntingtin interacting protein 1 (gene HIP1). The record is from RefSeq and is a predicted model, not a curated record. Gene Ontology annotation, biological process: actin filament organization; endocytosis; clathrin coat assembly. Gene Ontology annotation, cellular component: extrinsic component of postsynaptic membrane; presynapse; actin cortical patch. Gene Ontology annotation, molecular function: phosphatidylinositol-3,5-bisphosphate binding; actin filament binding; phosphatidylinositol-3,4-bisphosphate binding. Lineage: Eukaryota; Metazoa; Chordata; Lepidosauria; Squamata; Rhineuridae. The coding region runs from base 523 to 3561 and encodes 1012 amino acids. The transcript has 31 exons.